This is a messenger RNA of Saccostrea echinata, 2110 nucleotides long. RefSeq lists its product as uncharacterized. The record is from RefSeq and is a predicted model, not a curated record. The transcript has 3 exons. Bases 271 to 873 code for a protein of 200 amino acids. Lineage: Eukaryota; Metazoa; Mollusca; Bivalvia; Ostreida; Ostreidae.
UGUGUUCAUCAUUAAAAGAACUCUCGUGUUAAAACUCAUUACCUGGAAAACUUUUUUUUGUCUUUCAAAAAUAAAACUGCAAAAUCGAUGGUUGCUCAGGCAUGUACUCAUGUAUUGAUUUUAGGAACUCUCCGACAUACACGGACAUCGUGGAUGCGUGUUUAACACAGACUUAGUGGAUUACAGCAGGAAUACAUAUACUUACUGGUUAAGAUCUGACAACUUCUUCAGCAGCAACUUGCCUUUAUUUUCUUUGGACAUACGGUGACCAUGGGAGAUACGGGACCGGAAGCUUCAAUCAGCUGUGUGCCAGGUGAUCGGACAAUAAGCUGUGUGGCUAAGGACUACCUCUGCAUAGUCGAUAGAGUGAAUAGUAAUCUACAUAAAAUCAAAUCGGAACUGGCUGCUCUUCGACAACAAGACGUGAAGCUAUUAAAACAGCUCAUUCAGAUAAGUGAAGUCAUUCAAGCAUUUUACCAAAAAGUUACCAAAGACAGUAAAUCAUCCACGGACAUUAGCCCUGAUAGUGGGCUAGAUGUGUCCGUAACUGAUGUCACACAGAUACGAAGUAUGCCAUUGGUUAGACAACAGAGCGUGCCAUAUUACUGUAGGAUUAACCAUUCCGCCGGAAGUCUGCUCAGCAGUGCUACUUCAAGUUUUGAUGAUAUUUCUGAAGAAUCAGCAGACGACAACGACAGUCUCUUCUCUUUAAGUCUCAGUGGUCAUUUCCCACCACGAUUCUCGAUCUCACUGAAUCGCGCGAGAUCUCUGUCUUUCGAAUCUUCACCAGCAGACCCGGAAGCAGAUUCUUACUUUGACGAAGUCUUGCGUAAGAAUGUAGAACUGUGGAAACUGUCGGAAAAUGUGACCUAGCUAGUAGUGAUUUAUUAUUUAAAUGCUUUCCCAACUAUCAGUGUGUAUUCAUUUGUUCUGGUGAACAUAAAAGAAAUUUGUUUAUGGAUUGCCAAUUUGUUAAUCAAUAACAUGUUGUUUUACGUGCAUCAUCAUAAAACAACCAUCAACUUGAGAGCCUUUCUUAUUUCGAUCAAGAAUGCUAACUAUUUAAUUCUACCAUGCUAACUAUUACUUACACUUUAACAUAAUGAUUGGUAGAUUAGUGUUAAGAAUUAAAGAAAAAACAUUUAUUGCAAAUAAAAAAGGAUGAAUUGUAUUAUUAUGUAUAUCAAAUACUAGGGUAUUCAAAAAAAUAUACAGUUAUUAAACUACUUGGCGCCGAUUCGUCGAUGUAUCCAUGGGGGAAGCUGGUGCCCUAACGGCCAUUGAUAAGCUUGCAUUGCCUCAGAGACAUCGGCAGAUUCAAAGUUAUUCAACCUACAAAUAAAACCAAUGAAAAAAUAAAGUAGAAGAGAAAUAAGUCUUACAUUGGCAUUUCAUUCCAACCAGCUGCAUUUUCAUUGAUUAACAAUUUGAAUUCUGGAUUGAGCGAAAUGAAGAAGCCACGCGCUUUUAAUUUUGUAACUUGGAGCUUUUUUAUGGAUCUAUUUGACUGGGCACUUAUGAGACAUUUUUUCCUAGAUAGGUAGAUUAUGAUUUCCCUCGGUUGAAUGAUGUUUUAAAAACAUCUUUUAAAAUUGAGGGAUUAAUUGUAAUUUGGAAAUUAAUAAAAAUGCAGUAUGGUUGGAUAUAUAUGUAAAAACAACCAUGAGAUUUUUCUCCAAUAUCCCAUUCUGCUUUCACAUUCUUUAAAAAGUUUUAGUGGUUUUACAAAAUAAUAUAAAAGUCUCAUGUAUUUACAACAGUGUAAGUAGCUUUAUUCUUGCAUGGGAUUUAUUUCAAUUUAAAAAAAGAAGAUAAUAUCGUUUACUGUCAUAACUUCAAAGGAGAUGCAUGCACUUGCAAAAGUUUGGGCUUGAACUGGACAUUGUAAAAACAUUUCAUCUGUAUAAGUGUUUGCUGUUCAUUUCUUGUUUGUUUUUUUUCUGUUUUCCCCGUAUAAUGCAUAAUUACAUUCUAUUGAACAAAUCAUUUCUUUAAUAUGCUGCAAAGCUAUAUGCAGCUUUUACUUUUGUAUUACCAAGAGAAAAUAAACAAUUUUUACUCAUACAAGAAAUUAUGGAAGAAAGUCAUCAAUAAACAGAAUAUUUACUUA